CAGCCACUCGCUCCUACCUAGCUCUUAGUCACCACACACAAUAACAUAGCCGAAACGAACCCGCCAGCAAGCCCGCCGACCUUGAGCUAGAUAACGGGUGCUCCAGUCGAAGUCGAUGACGUACCGGUUCGUUAUCCGCUUUGUACCCCGCUGCUAUCAGAUUAGUCCACCAGGGAAAAUGUGCGAUGGAGCCGAGCCAACCAAAACUGCCAUAUCUGCAAUUGUAGAUGGGCUCGCUAGGUGUACGCAAGUGGGCUGCAGACGAGCGUGACGCAACAAUAUGUGCUGAGGAAACUUUUUGUAACCUCCUAAUUUAGGUGGCGACCCAAGUACCUGAGCUUGGUUCUGUGUUAGUGGUCGGAAAUCUUACUCAGCACAUCCAACGUGC
This is a messenger RNA of Ilyonectria robusta, 388 nucleotides long. RefSeq lists its product as uncharacterized. The record is from RefSeq and is a predicted model, not a curated record. Lineage: Eukaryota; Fungi; Ascomycota; Sordariomycetes; Hypocreales; Nectriaceae. The transcript has a single exon. Bases 116 to 271 code for a protein of 51 amino acids.